Molecule: messenger RNA, 3276 nt
Organism: Naegleria fowleri
Lineage: Eukaryota; Heterolobosea; Eutetramitea; Acrasida; Naegleriidae
Exons: 1
Coding region: 1-3276 (1091 amino acids)
Molecular function (GO): protein binding
Source: RefSeq, a predicted model, not a curated record
AUGUUCAAGAAACUAUGGUUCACGUAUUGUUAUUUGGGCCUUCUCUUUGGAAUAGCAUGUUUCACACUCACUUUUUCCUUUGCACAAACCACUGACUAUUCAUGUUUUGGAAUUCCCAGCAAUUCAUCAUCAGAGGUCUGUUCUGGACAUGGUUCAUGUGUGAGUACAGACAUGUGUAAUUGUACCAUGGGUUGGACUGGUUUGAAUUGUUCAAUUUCCACAACUUGUCCAUACAAGGAUGGUUGUUUCACUUAUUCUCUUUCAACCUUACUCAUGAGAUUGGACAAAGAGGUGUAUGGAAUUGCCAUUCAUCCAAGCGGAGAUUAUUUGGUGAGUGUGAAUGGACAUAUUCACAGAUUUGAUCGUUUUUCCUUGUCCAUGACCAUUUUCGCAGGGAACGUAUCUGUAGUUUCAGGUCCUGCAGUUGAUAAUGUCACAGCUUUAAGUGCCACUUUUAAUGGUGCAAGCCAAUUGUGUGUGACAAGCAAAUAUGUUUAUGUUGCCGACACAUACAACCGUGUCGUAAGACAAAUCGAUUUAACAACCAAUAUGGUCUCAUUUGUUUACAACAGCGUAUCGUUUGGAUCCUACUUUUCUGGAGUUGCUGCCUCAAGCGAUGAUUCCACUGUCUAUAUAUCUGACAGUGGAAAUGGACAUAUUAUCAAGUGGACCAGAAGCACAAACACAAACACAGUGGUUGCAACAGGAUUGAAUCAUCCCUCUGGGUUGGCACUCACACCUGAAGGUGAUUUAUUCAUUGCUGACACUUACAACCAUGUCAUUCGAAAACUAUUUGCGAAUGGCACGUUGACCAUUUUCGCAGGAACUUUAGGGGUGCCUAGGUAUGGAGGCGACAAUGGUCAAGCAACCUCAGCUUUUUUGCAAUAUCCAACGAGUGUUGCCUACAAUAGUGUUCUGAAUGAGCUGUAUAUCGCAGACAAGUAUAAUUGUGUAAUUCGAAAAGUGGACAGAAAUGGAAUGAUUUUCACCAUUGAUUCUGGAAAUAUACUUUCUUUUAAUACAGAUUUUGGUUCUCGCGUCGAUUAUGCCACUGACCUCGUUGUGGACAUUUCCAGGCAAGAGAUCAUCCUGACGGACUAUAAAGCAACAAUCGGGGCAGUUCGAAAAGUCUCGAUUGGGUGCGAGAGAGGUUUCAUUUGGUCCUCCAACUUUUCCAUGUGUGUGAGAGAACCAUGUCAUGAUGACAACUGUAGAAUUAGCACUGACGUGAACUACUCUAUCUCCAAUGUAUUGACCAAUUUGGAAGACACUCUCUAUGGAGUUGCUACCCUCAACUUGGGAUAUGGUGAUUAUUUAGUCAGCGUUGCUGGAUACGUCUACAGAUUUUUCAUAUACGAUUUAGGACGGUCAAAUUUAACAGGCAAUGGUAUUGUGGGGCCUGCAAUCAACAACGUUCCAGCUGCAUUCGCCCAGUAUCAUCAUCCCACACAACUGGCGAUUGAUGGCAGCUUUUUGUACAUUGCAGAUUCAUAUAACUAUGCGGUGAGACAAUAUGACUUUAGUUCUAAAAACGUUUCAAUCAUUUACCAAGCUGCUCCAGUUGGAGAAGGAGGUAUCUUUGGAGUGGCCGCAAAAUAUGACUCUGUCUAUAUUAGUGAUGGAGGAAGAGGACAGGUGAUCCAAUGGAUGAAACGCACAAAUACCAGUGUUGUGGUUGCAACAGGAUUGAAUCAUCCCUCUGGGUUGGCACUCACACCUGAAGGUGAUUUAUUCAUUGCUGACACUUACAACCAUGUCAUUCGAAAACUAUUUGCGAAUGGCACGUUGACCAUUUUCGCAGGAACUUUGGGCAUUUCGGGUUAUGGUGGCGAUGGCGGACCUGCCACUUCUGCCUUAUUAAAUUAUCCCCAAAGUGUGACUUAUAGCUCAGUUUCUAAAGAAGUUUAUAUUGUGGAUCGAUACAACCAUGCGAUCAGAAAGGUAGAUCGGAAUGGAAUGAUCGUCACUGCUGCAGGAAAUGGUCAGCCGGGAGCUCCUGGUUUCCUUAAUGUCAAACAACCAGUACUGAACCAGCCUACGGAUCUUGCCUUUAUCGGCUCACAACCAGAAAUCCUGAUCACCGAUACAGGAAAUGGAGUGUUACGAAAGCUCACCAUCAAUUGCGGGAACAGCAAGUUGUAUCGUUUGUCUUUUGACUAUACCAAGUGUUUACCAAUGUGUUAUAACUUCACAGGUGAUUCGAUCAGUGUUUGUGGUGGUCAUGGGACAUGCAUUGCACCGAACCAAUGUAAAUGCAAUGAGGGAUAUUCCGGUACAGAGUGUGACGUGUUUUCCUGUAAUGGAAUUUUGAAAUCCAGCUCGAGUGUUUGUUCUGGUCGUGGUCGUUGUUAUUCUCUCAACCAAUGCGUAUGCAAUGCUGGAUAUUUUGGUCAAGAUUGUUCAGAACCCAUUUGUUUUGGACUUCCAGCCUCUUUGAACAGUGUUUGUGGAUUCCAUGGCAAAUGUGUUGCUCCAAAUUUGUGUCAAUGUGAAAACAAUCAAUGGGUUGGUUUUGAUUGUUCGGUUCCGACUUGUCUUCAAACGGAAGUAAUUAAUGGCAUUUUGCAAUGCAAGAAUGACAGCUCGGUCAAACAAGAAGUUAAAGAGGAGACAUUGACCAAUGUGGCACAAUUAGACUCAAAGAAUGUCACAUUUGAUAAUUUUCAAAAUAUUCUUGUCCAGUUUCCUUUCAACAUUUCUAAACAAAUUUCAAGUGGAGGAUCAUCCAUGAUUUCAUUGGUGGUUUCCGUUUCACAAAAUGUGACUGCAUUGAAAGAAGAAGUGAGACAAGUUCUUUCACCGAUUGUGAAAAUUGUUCUUUCAAAAGGAAAUGGAGACGAAAUUCAAGUGAAAAAUUUGGCGCAAGGUAUUGAAAUUUCAUUUCCAAAUGUGACCAAUCAAUCUGAAUUGGGAUGUGUUUAUUUUGAUGAAAUUCAACAAGAAUGGAGUCCUGAAGGAAUUGUUUCAAAAUAUGACUCAAUUUCACAAACAAUGAAAUGUUGGACCUCACAUUUGACAUCAUUUGCAGUGAUUGACAUGAAUUUCAAGAAGGCUUCCAACAAAAACAAUCCAAAACCUCCCUCUCCAACUCCACCACCCUCCUUUUCAGUUCAAAAAGAAGAAAGAGCUCAAGUUGAAUCUGCAGCUGCCAUUGCUGCCACUGUUUCAGUGAUUGGAGCACUAUUAGUGUGUGGAGUCAUUGUUGCUGUCACCAUUGUCAUUGUUAUGUUAUCCAGAAGAGCAAAAAAGAAGAAAAAUUCCAUGAUGGAACAUUAA